AAUAGAAAGAGCCUGGCACUGCCUUAUCGCGUGUUGUAAGCAGUGGAUACUUAACUCAUGUGGUAGGGUCCAUGCUUAACUUGGGCCAAAUUGUGGCUGUGGCAUGCGGGAACCACUCGUCAUAUGCUGCAGUUUCCAAUCCAAACUGAACAAACUUCAAAUUAUAAGUGAACUAAGACUUAGAAAAUAGGCAGUGUACAUACUAGCCACUGUAAGCAGCUAUUGUUGAUGAGCUAGCAAGGCAGAUGGGAUUGCUUGUAUUGUAGAUUCAUAUCCUGAUUGAAGAUUUGAGUCAUCUGAGCUGUGCCUGUGUAGAUAGCUAGGCUUCAAUACAAAUACAAGAAGACUGGUAUGAACUGAUGAAAAGCCACAGAAGAAAAAUAAAACAGUGUGCUGGGAUAUCAAUUUACUAGUAACAUGGAACCGCCACUAAGCAAGUCCACUAUCAGAACUAGACUCCUGGAAAGAGAUUUCAGUGAUCGAAUGCAUGAGUCAGAUAUCGCGUUGUUUGCAAGUCGGAAGAAGAAAGCAUCUGUUCUUGUGCCGUUGAUACUGUGUGAAAAUGGAGAUCUUGAGGUACUUCUUACAAAGAGGGCAGCCCAUCUUCGGGCUGAUGCUGGUGAUGUCGCGUUUCCGGGUGGAAAGCGGGAUGACGAGGAUGCAGAUGACACUGCAACGGCGCUACGGGAAUCUUGGGAGGAGAUCGGUCUUCAUCCUUCGGACGUCGAGGUGGUGUCCCAGCUUCCACCAAUGACCUCUCGACAUGGCUACUUUAUCACACCAGUUACAGGAUUAAUUCCCGAGACAUUUGAACCUGACAUCAACCCCAAUGAAGUAGAGGAUGUCUUCCGUGUACCCCUUAUUGAUUUCCUCUUGUGUGAUAACCACAAGUCUCAAAGAACCUCGAAUAAAGGACGAUUUGCUUGGCUUCACUACUUUGAACACAUUAUCAACGGCAAGGGAUUUAUUACUUGGGGUUUGACAGCGUAUCUAUGUAUUACUGCUGCUUGUACCGUAUACCAAAGAGCUCCAGACUUUGAAAUGGAACCAGGCUUUGAUCAUGAAAAUUUAGCUCAGGGAUUUAUAGACCUCAUGGCAAGGGAGAAGAAAGAAGAGGCACUUUCAGCUGAUGGAAGCAAAUUAUGAAGUAUAAAUUAUGUUGACGACCUGAUUAAUUAACAGAUCAUGAUGUUUUUAAAAUAUAAGCCUAAUUAUGUGAAGCAGCUGUAAAAUAUCUUUUGAAUUAUCAGUGUAUUUGCUUUUGAAUAGUGAUGUCUCGGAAUCAUACAAUUUUUUCAAAAUGUUUAAAUUAGUUUGAAAUUCCCAGGGCCUAGCAGACUCUACAUUCAACUUUGUCCACUCUAAUUUACAAUUCAAACUUUCAGUUGCUUUUGAAAGGGAUAAGGGCUUACUGUACUCUUUAUUCAAAGCAAUAUGUGGCAUAACUUGACUUGGUAGCAAAUAAACCUAGAUGGCCCAACAAAGCCCUGAUUUUAUACCAUCAUGCUUUACCUGUGUCAGAAAAGGUUUGGAAAAGGUACACUUAAAAUACUAAAUACAGUGAUUACAUGUGUUGUACAUUUUAAUCACAUAUACUGAUACCAUUUUUAUUCUAUUGAAACUCAUCUUUGAAUAUCUACUUUUUUUAGGGUACGGUAGCUUACUAAAGUUAGCUCUAUUUGAACAAGUAUGGUUUUCAGAGCAAUUUAACAAUGCAUUGCAAUGAAAGAUUAAUAUGUUCAUGGGACAAGGCAAAAAGUAAUAAACCCAAGUUGCAAUAAGAAGCAUUAUUAUUUGAUUUGGUGACUGGACAAAUACAAAAAGUGAAAUAGUGACCCUUGGCCUGGGUAAGACUUGUAGUCAAGUGUAUACUCUAAUGCAGGCAAUACAUUAUGCACUGUGCAGUGCAUGUUGAUGUCCAUUUCUCAGAGUUGAAUACAGCUUGUACAGUGUGGUCUUUCUUGACUUGGAAAGCAAAUAGAACUUUGACCAAACUGAUGAAGUCGAGUGCUGCAUUAUUAGUGCAAUCAAGGAAAACUCAAGGGGGCAAAGCCAAAGGGAAAUUUGGCUAAAAAUCUCCUUUUUUUUUACUUCUUGUGUUUUGUACACUAGUCCAUUUUCAUUUGGAUUUCAAUUUCAUAAGGAGUGGAAUUUUUAGUGGAUAUGAACAAAAUGGCCUCAUUAUAGAAAAUAUGAGAUUCCAUGAUGUAGAGUAUGAACCAGUCUAAGGAAAUGUGGGUAAACUAAAUGAUUUACUUUUCUCGUGAGGUUAUAUAUAUUGGACUAUUCAAUUUGUACUAAGUACUAACUACUGGUCUAUGAUUCAAGAGAGAUGAAUAAGAGAAUUACAUGUAUUCACUUGAACUACAUAUUCUGGCAGUUUUAUUUGUUUUUAGCAUUUGUUUUUCCAUACACAUGUGAGUAUUGUCAUGAUUUAAUCAGUCUGCGUAAGUAAACUCAUUCAAAUUGACAUCUACCUGAAUGUAACAUUUUACUAAUGAUAUUGCACAUUUGGUUUUGUCAAUUAAGAUGUUGGACAUGAACAUGUCUACAUGACUCUACGAAUAUAUGUUAAAUAUAAAGAUAAAACUUUUAUCAUGGAUAGAAGGGGACACUAGGUGAAAUGAUACAUCUAGAGAAAAUGCAAUUGUCAAAGUCACUUAUUUAAAGCCUGUGAAGUUUCAUAUUUUCAAAUGGCAUCAUCAUCAGCCAUUGAAAAAAAAUUCCAUGGACAGUUCAAAUUUGGAAUGUUAGAUAAAAUUCAAGUACAUGUAUGUCACAGGUACUGACCUUCUACCAAAACUUUACUCUAUUUUGAUUGGUAUCUGAUCAAAUAAAUUUUCUUGCAAAAUUUCAAAUAAUAUCCAAUGAAAAACAUUUUAUUUCAUACCCUUAAUAUCAACUGCUUUAAGCCAUACAAAUUAAUGUUUUGUUAUAAUGAUCGGGGUGGCAACAUUCACUUUUGAGGGAUUUACUAAAACUAAAAAUAUGGUAAACUUUAAUAACAAUAAGUUGGGAUCCUGUUUUAGAAAAUACGAGUAGUUGAGGAAUCGAGAUGGUGCUAUUGGUUCGUAUCUGCAUUAAAAGAAACCAUAUCUCAUAAUAAAUUGAUCUUAUUAAUUUAGUGAAAUGC
Messenger RNA from Lytechinus variegatus (green sea urchin), 3133 nucleotides. RefSeq names its product nudix hydrolase 11-like. Gene Ontology annotation, molecular function: coenzyme A diphosphatase activity; magnesium ion binding; acetyl-CoA hydrolase activity. The record is from RefSeq and is a predicted model, not a curated record. The transcript has a single exon. Gene Ontology annotation, biological process: coenzyme A catabolic process; nucleoside diphosphate metabolic process. The coding region runs from base 418 to 1146 and encodes 242 amino acids. NCBI's taxonomy places the organism in Eukaryota, Metazoa, Echinodermata, Echinoidea, Temnopleuroida, Toxopneustidae.